GCGACAAUUUCGCGCCAUUAAUUAAUUAACUGUGGGGCAGUGAAAAUUUAUUUACGAAUUAUGUUUAGUUAGUGAUAAAAAUGAUUUCGGCAGUAAGAAAUACUGUAUAAAUAAUCUGUUUUUGUAAUAGUUUUGAUGAAUAAUAUUUGUGGCAAUUGUGGGCUGUAAAUGCUGUAAUACUAUGCCGGUUACUGUUCAAUCUCAAGACAUGGGUGUGAAAACUGAUGAAAGGCAGUCUCAGUCUCCCCAAAACGAUGGUGAUGAAAAAGGACAUGUAAUCCAAAGCCCUUUGACACCAUCACCCAAAUCUAGACCCAGGAGAAAUCUCACUCGAAAAGGAAAUCAAAAGUGUAUUUCUGAUAUGUUCCCAAUAAAAAGAAGUAGAAGUCCACAAGAAAGUGAAGAAGUGCUUAGUAAAAAGAAAAAAAUUGAUGACAACAGCAAUCAAAAUAAUGGUCCAACAAAUUCUAACAGCAGCCUCGAUGGGCAAGAUAUAAACAUAGUAUUAGAAAAAGAGCCUGACUCUUUAAAAACACAAGAAGAUAAUAGCGCUGAAGUAGAAAGUUUAGACAAAAGCAAGACGAAUGAUGAUGCCCCAGAUGUGGUUAUAACUGAUGAAAUCAAGCAAAAUGAUACUGAUUUUCAUAAUGAUAAUACUAAAAAUAAUAAUGAAGUUUUGGACACUGAGAAAUGUACUAUAUGUGGACAAUUUCUCAAUAAUUCAGACAUUAUUUACUAUCAAGGGCACCCUCAAGAUGCAGUGGAAGAGUUUAUAGCUUUGACCAAUGAAAAGUUGGUUCUGGCAUCAGGGGAUGAGGGGGAUAUCAUGGAGAGACCACAAACAAACAUAACAGGAUUCUCAAUAUUUGAUGAGCAAGGGCAUUUGUGCCCCAUCGAUGGAGGGCUAGUUGAAAAUGAUGUACGGAUAUACAUGUCUGGGUAUCUAAAAUCAAUUUGCUCAGAUUCCCCUGAUAUAGAUGAGGAAUCGAUACCUGUCAAGGAUGUUGGUCCCAUUAUUGAAUGGUUCAUUCAUGGCUUUGAUGGAGGUAACAGAAAUUGUAUAACAUUGUCUACUGAAUUUGGAGAGUACAAUUUGAUGAAACCUAGUGAAGCUUAUACUCCACUAAUGAAUAAUUUAUAUGAAAAGAUCUGGUUAAGUAAAGUGGUUGUUGAAUAUUUAGAAGAAUACCAUUAUCUUCAGCCAUCAUAUGAAGAUUUACUUGAAGUGAUUCGAGAGGCCACUAUUCCUGAACUUGAUAAUAAAAAAAUGAGUGAAGAAAUGCUUCAUAAACACGCACAAUUUGUUUGCGAUCAGGUAGUCAGCUUAGAAGCAGAUGAGGAUGAUGAUCCUCUAAUAACUUUACCGUGCAUAAGAGAAUUGAUUAAAUUAAUGGGCAUUAAGUUCGGUAAACGUAAAGUCCGUGCCAAGAUUGAUUAUAAAAAAGUUGAUAAAAAGGCUUGGACUAAAGCAACCACUACCCCCUUAGUAAGAAAAACUUUUGAAAGUUUCUUUUCAAACCAGUUGGACAAAACUAAUCAUGAGCUCACACUGAGAAGGAAGAGAUGUGGAGUUUGUGAGGCCUGCCAGUUACCAGACUGUGGUGAAUGCAAUGCUUGCCGAGCUAUGGCUAAAUUUGGUGGUCAUGGAAGAACAAAAAAGGCCUGUGUUCGCCGACUGUGUCCCAAUAUGGCAGUAGAACAAGCUGAAGAUUCAGAACUAGAUGAUGAUGAUGACUUCCAAAGUAUGGUAGAAAAGAAGCAUCAUGAUAAAAUCGAAGAUGUUGUCCCGGUGAAAUUAACAGGAGCGAAUAAUAGAAAGAUAAAAUGGAUUGGUGAUCCAGUUAAAGCAGAUUCAACAAAAAUUUAUUAUGAAAAAGUUGAAAUUGAGGGAUCUGAACUUCAAAUCGGUGACUUUGUGAUGGUAGAAACUUCACAACCCAAUAUACCAGCCUUAGUAACUAGAGUGGUAUACAUGUGGCAAGAAACAAUAAAUCCUAAAUCAGGUUAUUUCCAUGGCGAGGUUUUUAUUAGAUCCUCUGACACAGUUUUGGGAGAAGUGAGUGAUCCCAGGGAGGUGUAUUUAGGCGAUAGGUGUUGUCAUGGCGCCCCUUUGUCCUCAAUAUUAAGAAAAGCUUAUGUGGAAAGAAAAUCGGUGCCUAACGAUUGGUUCAAACUUGGAGGCAAAGAGGUUGUCGAUGAAGCAUUUGAAGAUGAUGGAAAAACAUAUUUUUACCAAAAAUAUUAUGAAAGAUUUACAGCCCGUUUUGAAGAUAUACCUACAGAUCCUAUUUGUCCUAACGAUUUAAGGAAACACAGGUUUUGUCCAUCAUGUGAACGGAAAACGAAAAAGGACGCAAAGAACAUUCCAAGGGUUUCUGGAAAACUAGCUGAAAAAUCGGAUGCGGUACCUGAAGAAAAUAGAACCGAGUGGUCUGUAGUGAGAUGGCAGGACUAUGAUUUUAAAAAAGGCUCAGGCGUUUUCCUGAAACCUGGAACAUUCUUGCUUAAAAAUAAUUUGGCCAACAACACAAACCAAAGAGCUCCUAAAAUCGAUAAAGUAGACGAAAACAUCUACCCGGAGUAUUACAGAAAAAGCGAUAAUUAUUUGCGCGGUUCCAACGUAGACACCGGUGAACCUUUCUGUGUGGGAUACGUCGCGGCCGUCGUGGCGGCCAGCGACGGCCCUCUGAUAGUGCCCCAGGACAUCUAUCUGAAAGUUCACGUACUGUACAGGCCGGAGAACACCACCAGCCGCUUCCCCCAGCACGAGGACCUGAACGUCGUUUACUGGACCGACGAAAUCCGAGAAGUUCCGUUCUCGGCCGUGGUCGGCCCGUGCAGCAUACACUACGAGAGCAACAUUCCAAACGACGAAUCCUUACACGACUGGUUGGAGAAAGACCCGAACAGGAUUUACUUCAGGAUGGCGUUCGACAAGACCAGCGGCCAGUUCGUGAGCGUGCCUCACCACGCCACGGGCGUAGGUCGGACCGAAAAAGGGAAAGACAAGGGGAAGGGGAAAGGGAAGUCGAGCAAGCCGGCGGAGGCGAGCUCGCGAGCCCCGGAGGCGAGGGUACGGCCGCUGAGGACGCUGGACGUGUUCGCGGGCUGCGGCGGGCUGUCGGACGGGCUGCACCAGGCCGGCGUGGGCGAGUGCCGCUGGGCGAUCGAGAACGUGGAGGCGGCGGCGCACGCGUACUCGCUCAACAACCGCGGCUGCGUGGUGUUCAACGAGGACUGCAACGCGCUGCUGCGCGAGGCGCUGGGCGGCGCCACGCACGCGCGCGGCCUGCGCCUGCCCGCGCAGGGCGAGGUGGAGCUGCUGUGCGGCGGCCCGCCCUGCCAGGGCUUCUCCGGCAUGAACCGCUUCAACUCGCGCGAGUACUCCAACUUCAAGAACUCGCUCGUCGCGUCCUACCUCUCGUACUGCGACUACUACCGGCCGAAGUACUUCAUCCUGGAGAACGUGCGCAACUUCGUCGCGUUCAAGAAGGGCAUGGUGCUGAAGCUGACGCUGCGGGCGUUGCUCGACAUGGGCUACCAGUGCACGUUCGGCAUCCUGCAGGCGGGAAACUACGGCGUGCCGCAGACCCGGAGGCGGUUGAUUAUAUUCGCGGCGGCGCCGGGCUACAAGCUGCCGCUGUAUCCCGAGCCGACUCACGUGUUCAGCCGGCGCGCGUGCUCGCUGACCACCACCAUCGACGGGAAACGCUUCGCCACCAACAUCCACUGGGACGAGUCAGCGCCGCGCCGGACUUGCACCGUCCAGGACGCGAUGAGCGACCUGCCUCGCAUCUGCAACGGAGCGAACAAAGUGGAGAUAGAUUACGGGUCCAUGCCCGAGAGCCAUUUCCAGCGUUUGGUGAGAAGUAAAGAUGAGACCGCGAAAUUGCGGGACCACAUCUGCAAAAACAUGGCCCCGUUGAUUCAAGCCAGGAUCUCGAGGAUUCCGACGACCCCGGGAUCCGAUUGGAGGGACCUUCCGAACUUAUCGGUCACCCUGUCGGAUGGAACUAAAUGUAAGGUGCUGCAGUACCGUUACGAAGACAAGAAGAACGGGCGGUCGUCGACGGGCGGCUUACGCGGCGUGUGCGCAUGCGCGGCCAACGGCACCUGCUCGCCCGGCGACAAGCAGGAGAACACGCUCAUUCCCUGGUGCCUGCCGCACACCGGCAACCGCCACAACAACUGGGCCGGCCUCUACGGGCGCAUAUCGUGGGAUGGGUACUUCAGCACGACGGUGACGGACCCCGAGCCGAUGGGCAAGCAGGGCCGCGUGCUCCACCCGGAGCAGGCGCGCGUGGUGUCGGUGCGCGAGUGCGCGCGCUCGCAGGGCUUCCGCGACGCCUACGUGUUCGCCGGCUCGCUGCAGGACAAGCACCGGCAGAUUGGAAAUGCGGUACCGCCUCCACUGGGUGCGGCGUUGGGUAGAGAAAUAAAGAAAGCACUGGCUGCAAGUAUUUCUUCUUAACUUUAUUGACAUCAAUAUUGUGAUCAAAUAA
Messenger RNA from Ostrinia furnacalis (Asian corn borer), 4502 nucleotides. It is a transcript of the gene Dnmt1, whose product is annotated as DNA cytosine-5 methyltransferase. Gene Ontology annotation, molecular function: zinc ion binding; chromatin binding; DNA binding. Bases 182 to 4471 code for a protein of 1429 amino acids. Lineage: Eukaryota; Metazoa; Arthropoda; Insecta; Lepidoptera; Crambidae. The transcript has 9 exons. Gene Ontology annotation, cellular component: nucleus. The record is from RefSeq and is a predicted model, not a curated record. Gene Ontology annotation, biological process: negative regulation of gene expression via chromosomal CpG island methylation; DNA methylation-dependent constitutive heterochromatin formation.